Messenger RNA from Tigriopus californicus, 2458 nucleotides. RefSeq lists its product as uncharacterized. The record is from RefSeq and is a predicted model, not a curated record. The coding region runs from base 324 to 1709 and encodes 461 amino acids. Lineage: Eukaryota; Metazoa; Arthropoda; Copepoda; Harpacticoida; Harpacticidae. The transcript has 5 exons. Gene Ontology annotation, cellular component: membrane.
AAAGACCCACCGAAGACUUCCACGACGUGGGUACAUUUCCCUAUGCUUCGGGAAGAGACCACUUGCAUGCAGCCCUUCGUGACUGUAAAAUGGGUUUUUAGAACGUCCAUUGGAAAUACAUCAAUGGAAUACCUAUAUUCCAAAACUCUAGUUAAAAGGUCGAUCAACAUGGUCGAGGAGGAUCUUCACCGUCAUCAUCAUCCUCAUCCUCAGGUUCAUCCUCGGAAUUCCAAGUGGUCAUCCUCGAAUUCGGGUCUGUGAUCGCCCAAUCCUGGCGUCAACAACGAUCUUCAGACUCGAUUACUCGAACUGAUUGGCAAGUCAUGAGUGCUUCACCCACUUCGGAUUGGUUCUGCUGGUUUGUGGAAGGCGUUCUCAUCUUGAUAAUUGGCCUCUUCGGCCUCUUGGGCAGCGGGUUCUCUUUCGUGUUAUUCUCGAGGCAAAAGGUUCACCGUACUUUCCACAAUCUCCUUCUGACACUCACCACGUUUGACCUGAUUUAUGUCGUCUGUUCAAUACUGUUGUUCUCCAUCUCCAAGUUCAAUGAGACAUAUGACCAAGUCUACAGGGUGUAUAUGUUACCUUACUUGCUCCCCCUGGCCCACGUGGGUCUCAUGGGAAGUGUUUAUUGCACUUUGGCCAUGACUGUUGAACGAUUCAUCACGGUGUGUCAUCCAUUUUGGCGGAGAAGGAAAAAUUUCUCGAGCGGGAUCUUCAUUUUCCCGGUUCUUCUAUUCACCGCUGCCUACAAUAUUCCGAAAUUCUUUGAACUUUAUGUGGAAGAAGAGAUAAUUUGCUUCAAUGACGAACGUUUCGACAAUGCAACAGCUCCUUAUACUGAUCCACUCGAUUGUGAAGAUCCUCUCAAUUACACGAUUCAACUGCACAUCCUUCCGACUGAUUUGCGCACGAAUUCAACUUAUAUUCGGGUAUAUAUCCUGUGGAUGAACUUGCUCAUUCAAAUUAUUAUUCCAUUCAUCCUCCUGAUUGUGCUCAACAUCAAGAUAUUUGACAAGAUCAAAGAGUUUGAACAAAACCUGGUCCAGAUUCGCAUCACAUACAAGAGCAAAAAAUAUGGUCGCAAUGAAGGCCACCAGGCUGAGGCCUCACAAAACUUUGCCUAUCCCCGAAUGUCUUGUAGUGGCCGAGCCCUCCGUGUCCAUGGUCGUCAUGGAUCAUCGUCUGGAACUGGAGAUAUGGCUCAAGGCCAAGAUGAUAUUUGCAGCACUGCUAUUUCAGGAGAGUCCAAAGAAUCGAGUGGCGGUGGCCGAUCCCCAAUGCGAGGCUCCAGAAAAAUGUCGAUUUUCUACUCAGCGAAGAUGGAGAAGGUCAAGGCCAAGGUUCUGAAGCACACAGGACCUGCCAAAGAGACGGUGGGAGACAGAAAGCGAGAGGUGAUCUUGGCCAAGAUCUCGUUGUACAUUGUGUUUGUGUUUCUGGUGUGUCAUGGAGCGAGGUUGUUUCCAAACACGUUCGAAGUGGUCCAAACUUACAUGGAGGAUUACCACCCGGAUACACUGGCAUGGCCCUCUUGGAUCUCGCGAGUGACCAACAUCAGUCAUUUUUUGUUGGCUUUUGCCUGCUCUGCCAAUUUCUACAUUUAUUACGCAAAGCACGGUUUUGCCUUGAAGCAGUUUUGUCUUAGCUGGAGACCAAAGAGACAAAGCAACUCAAUGAACUUGAUACAAAGCAAAACCACUCAAUACUAAAUGGAGAUUACUUAGUGAUGUUACGUGAACUUAGUGUCAGUGGUGAAAUUAUACCUGAAAAUAUGAGUGAAAAAUGCCAAUCCCGAAUUGUGAACAAUAUCAAUUUUAUUCUUGUGCCCUACCACCUAAUGUCACUUUGCUGUUGACGAGACUACACACCGCUCGUGAAAACUUAGCAAAAAUAUAGCACAUUUUUUAGCAUGCUGUUAAGACAUUAUUUCUGGCUGUGGUUCUAAUGCUUAAAUCCGAUGCAAAACCUAUUUCUGUGUAUAAUAUAACAUAACUCUCUUUUUCGUUGGAGGAUCCAAUCAAUCCCUCUAGCCACAAAAGCAUGCUAUUCAAUGGUCUUUCCUUCAAGGACAUUCGAAAUAUAAGCAAACAUAUCAAAUUUACACAACCAUCCAUUCGAUUCACAAUCAAGCAAGACAAGCAUUAUGAAUAGAGACGGCCAAAAUAUGGCGUUAUCCAUUUUAUGAAUAAAACAACUUUUAUUCUCAUGCAUUGCAUAUUUCGUGUUUUUAUGCAUAAUUUGGAUUUUUCGUUAAAGCAAAUAUGGGUUUGAUGAUUAAUGGCCUUUAAUAAGCCUCCGUCAAAGCACGCCCCUGUCCCGCCUCAUCUGGACGCAAGCUUAUCAUGACACGAAUUAUCCAGUCGCAUCCCGGUUCCACUACGCCUUGCUUUUACACCCUUAUAUCUCAACACGCCGCCAUUUAGACACGCCCCUGACCCGCCUCGGUACCAGCUUGAUC